AUGCUAAAGCUAACGCCGAUUCACGGAGCUUCUACCAUGGAGAAUCAGCCGCUAUUCAAUGACACCUUGCACUAUGGAAGCGUCUCUGAGUCUGUUGCUGUUAAACCAAAAGCCGCAUCACAGAUCAACACACUCGACAUCAUUGGUAAUGCUCGCAACAUUGAGCGCAUUAGUCGUCACUUGGACAAUGGGAACCUCGGCGCCGCCAUUGAUGUCUUCAUGGCACUUGUCUCGAUAGUCUUCUCUGCUACAUACGUUGCUAACACGUAUAUUCCUUUUAAUAGUAUGCCCCACUCCAUCUGGGUGGUUGAGUUGAUCUGCGCGUCGCUAUUUACCAUUGACUUCGUGUUUCGAGGCAUUUAUCUAUCUACUAGUCGACGCCAAGAAUAUUUACUGUCGCUAACAGCAUGCAUUUACCUUGUAAACAUUCUACCAGUGCUUCCAGCAUCCUUCUUCAUCCGCUACCAUACAUUCUGGUACGGUGAGUCCUGGUGGCGCUUUAUCUAUCCUUUACGCUUUGCCAUGUGCUAUCUCACCGGCAAAGCAGUGCUGAGCCGCUGCCACGCGUACUUGAACCCAGUGCGUCAGUUUGCAUUCUUGUGCUACCUGCAAAUUGCAUGUAUCCUGUUGGGUGCUGCUGGCAUCAUUCAAGUUGCUGAGACGAUGGAUGGUACGCUCUCGGUCAAGAACCUUGGCGAGUGGACUUUCUUCAACUCGUUCUUUAACUCCGUCAUGACAUUCGUGACGAUUGACAAACCGCCUGCGGAGAACAACCUGUCAAAAGUCUUUGUGGGCAUGCUCGUCUGUGUUUUCAUUUUAGUUAUCCCGUACCAGAUUUCAAGCGUUAUGGACUUGAGCAACUCUGUCUCACCUUAUGAGGAAGCUAGUUACAAGGCUUCUUCUAAGAGCCGGCAUGUUGUUUUGUGUGGCGAUCUCACUGCUUCUCGCAUCAGUCAUUUCUUUCAUGAGAUUUUCCACAAUGAUCAUGAUUUUGUUGGUAUCCACGUCGUUGUGCUGAGUGAGGAACCUCCGGCCACGUCUCUCAAAGCGCUGCUGUUGGACCCAUUCUUUGCAAAGCGUGUACGGUUUGUCCAGGGGUCUUUGCUUGACAUUGACGAUACAAGACGCGCGGCUUGUGACACUGCAGAUGCCAUUUUUAUUUUGACAAACACUGUGAGCGAUCAAGAAACUUCGGUCAGCGAUCACCGCACUUUGAUGCGUGUGCUGGCGGCGAAACGGCAGGCCCCAAAGACGCGCGUGUUUGCACAGCUCAAUCGAUCCGUCCACUGCCAGCUGGUUCGUGACAUGGGAGUUCAGAAUGUGCUCUGCCUAUCGGAGAUGACGAUGUCUCUACUUGGCCAAAACUGCAUUUGUCCCGGCUUCUCAACCUUUAUGUACAGUCUCACGUCGACUUCCAGUUUUGAUGACGACAACGACGAAGGCCUGGGAAUUGAUGCUAAGCGUGCUAACCGCUCUACAGCUGUUGACAAUGGAAAAGGUUCGUGGGUGGACAGGUAUUUGCUAGGAGCGAGCCACGAGGUUUACGUAGUCGAGUUGCCGCCGACAUCCGUGAUCGCGGGCAAAACUUUUUCUGAGUUGGCUUCGCUUGCUUAUUCGCAUUGCAAUGGAAUUAUUGUUUUUGCUGUUACUGAUGGCUCCCGAGGCAAAAUAGUCCUCAACCCUGGCGAUUCCUACACCUGUGUCGGUGGUGAGACGGCGUACGUGAUUGCUCAGACCCAAGCCGAUGCUAGCGCAUUGACAGAUCUGAAAAUAAUGUCUAUGCCGUUGGCAUGGCGCGAAAUGCAAGUUUCGUACUCUUCCUCACUUGUGCGCAGUGAGCCCGGUGCAGGUGACGAUCGUGAUGCAGAAAUUCCUCUUCAACGACACCACGCGCGGUUUGUGAACUGGCAAUUUGGGGAUUAUGACGACUUGGCGUCUGAGAAGGAGACAGAAAUAGAGGAAAAGGGCGAGACUUUUUCUCCAACAAAAAACACCUCCAAGUCGGUUCAAGAUGCUGUCAUCAAUGACGUGAAAGAGCUCGGCUCUGGAGUGGAUCCCAUCGUGAUCUGCGUAACCACAAAAUCGACUUACGCGAAUGAUCUGGAGCAUCUCAUCGGUCCCCUCCGCACUCGCUCUUUGAAACGAUACUACCCGAUAGUAAUCCUAUCAGCAAAGCUUCCUGAUGACGAUAUCUACGAUGGUUUCAGCCACUUCCCUGAUGUCCACUUUGUCGUUGGCGACCCAUACCGCCACAAGACUUUGUACAGGGCAGGCGUUCUCGAUGCUCAUCGUGUAUUGAUCUUGGGUACUUCAGCUUCAGCGUCAGACAACGACUCUGAAUUGCUCCAGGAUGCGGAAUCAAUCGCGCUGCACAAGUUUAUCACAAGUUUUAUCGGUGUGAAACAGGCACCGAGUGUAAUUACAGAAGUGGGGAACAGGGCCAGUGUGCAUUUUGUAGCUCAAAACUUGUUGGCAAACGGUUGGUUUCCCGGCCCUGACGGUGAGAAUGAACUUACCAUGUUUUCUUCGACAAAGACAUUCUCGCGCAACUUUUUUCUUUCACCGGCAUUUACGUCUGGAUUAACAUAUAGCACGUCGCUGUGCGACAGUUUGUUAAUCAACCAGUUUUUCAACGGACAGAUCAAGAAAAUCUUGGGUGAGUUUAUGGUUACAUCUCGCGCUAGCGACACAUGGGCUACGUUGCGUGGUGACAAGUCGAAGCCAGAAACCCAGCGCAGCUCUCUUUUUGCUGUCGAAGUACCGUUGGACUUUGUGGGUCGCUCAUUUGAGUAUGUUUUUCAUUAUCUGCUGUCAUCUGACGACAUUUUGGUGAUUGGACUCUAUCGCUGCCACCCGUACAUGAAUGCUGCAAGUGCCGGAGAGUCGAUAGCGCGAGUUCAAGUACCUGAAAAGGAUCGCAGCGUACCUUUUGGCUAUGUGUAUGUGAAUCCGCAGCCUUUUGAAGUGAUUACGGGUGACGAUCUACUCUAUGUGCUAUCAGAUAAACAGCCCUGCUGGGCCGACUCUCAAGACGCGUUAGAGAGCUGA
Messenger RNA from Peronospora belbahrii, 3048 nucleotides. The record is from the annotation of a GenBank genome assembly. Lineage: Eukaryota; Oomycota; Peronosporomycetes; Peronosporales; Peronosporaceae.